This is a messenger RNA of Chlamydomonas reinhardtii, 2488 nucleotides long. RefSeq lists its product as uncharacterized. Bases 69 to 1967 code for a protein of 632 amino acids. Gene Ontology annotation, biological process: protein import into peroxisome matrix. The record is from RefSeq and is a predicted model, not a curated record. Gene Ontology annotation, cellular component: peroxisomal membrane. The transcript is spliced from 9 exons. Gene Ontology annotation, molecular function: zinc ion binding. Lineage: Eukaryota; Viridiplantae; Chlorophyta; Chlorophyceae; Chlamydomonadales; Chlamydomonadaceae.
GACUUACUUAUUGUAAUUACUCUCAUAGUAAAAUAUACUGCGCUAAUUAGCGUGCACAAUUGCCAAAAAUGGCGCAGGCGCCAGCUCCGCCCUCGGCGCAGCCUCCGCCUGCGGCUUCGCUGUCGUUGCUAGCGGCAUCACAGCCUGACAUGGUUCGAGCAAGUCAAAAGGACGACACAUAUGCUGAGCAGUUUCUGGAGGCGACCAGGGAGGUGGCUCGGCGGCUGUUGGGGCCGUUCCGCGCGCUGCAAUACGCCAGGGAGGUGAAGCUUCUGUCCUCGGCGCUGUACCACGGCCUUACCACGGGCCUAGGGCGGGCCACGCUGGGGGAGGAGUACUGCGGCAUUGACCAGGUGGCAGCAGUGGAUGCGCGUGCGCCCAGCCUGCCUCGGCGUCUGCUGCUGGCGGCGUUGCUCAGUGCAGGGCCCUACGCCGCAGACCGACUGGCAGGUAGGCUGGACAGCGCCGCCGAGGACGCGGCCAUGGCGGAGGAGAUGGAGGCGGCGGCGGCGGGGGCGGCAGAAGCUGAGGCUGGAAAGGCUGAGGCGCUGGCAGCGGCUGGCGCCUCGGGCAGGGAAGUGGGCGUCACAGGCCAAGAGUCGUGGUCUCCGGGGCCGGCAGCGGGGGUCCGCGCGGAGGAGGAGGCGGCAGGAGCUGCAGGGGAGUGGGGCCCAGCAGCGGACGAGGCGGACGGUGCCGGCCCGGGCCCGGGGUCGUCAGCGGCGGAGCAGCAGCGGCGGCUGGCGGCGGGGUCAGGGCCUGGCUGGCGCCGUGCAGGGGAGGGCGGGAGAGGCGGCUCGUGGCUGCGGGUGCUGCUGGCGGCGGCGGCGGCGCGGCGGGCGCGGUGGUGGCGGGCGCUGGUGCUGGCGUGGCCGCGAGCCAGGCCGCUGCUGGUGUACCUGGGGCGGCUGCACCUGGCGCUGUUCUACGGCGCGGGCGCCUACUACGGCCUGGCGCACAGGCUGGCGGGAGUGAGGUACAGCGCCAACAUGCGGCCGCUGGCGGGCCGCUCCUCCUACCGGGUGCUGGGGCUGCUGCUGGGGCUGCAGCUGGGCGUGACGGCGGCGGUGCAGGCACGGGCGGCCGUGAAGCGGGCCGUGGUGGCGGCAGCAGCAAGGCGGCGGCAGCAACAGGGCCUGCCCGGCGAGGCCGGCAGCGGCACCGGCGGUGGCGCGGGCGUACGGCAACGCUAUGCGGACGAGGACGAGCCUGCCGUAUUCCUGGACGGUUACGACGAUGACGGAGAGGAGGACGAGCUGAACAUGACGUCAGCAGCCGUACGGGACGGCUUGGAAACUGGCGGCGCGUCGGCGGGGGUUGGCGGGCAAGUGAGCCGCUCGGAAGUGGCAACGGCGGCGGCGACGCGAGGGCUGACGGAGGCUCACGGCAGCAGCGGCGGGCGCUCAACUGGGAGCGGCGGCGGCGGUGGCGGCGCCGCUGGGGAGGGCUGGGAGCGGGUGGAUGCGAGUGAGGCGCUGCCGCCACAGGAGCAGGAGCAGGGGGCAACUGGAGCUCCCGGCGCAACGGGCAAUGUUGAUGGUGCAGUCGGCGGCGGCGGCGGCGGCGGUUGGGAGGCUGACCUGUUUGGUCUGAAGCGGCCUGGGGCCGAUGCCGGGGCUGCCGCUGCUGCUCCGUCGCUGCCGACGCAAACCCGCGGGAGAGGUGCGCAACCCAACCAGGCGGCGUCAGGAGCAGCAGCCGUGCACGCGCAGCCAGCAACGGGAGCAGCAACGGAAGGGAAAGCAGCGGCAGGGGCGGCGGGUGCGGUGGUGAUUCCGGUUCUGACAUCUCUGCGGCAGUGCCCGCUGUGCCUGUCGCCCAAGAGCCACCCGGCCAGCACGCCGUGUGGACACACCUUCUGCUGGAGCUGCAUCGCGACCUGGUGUGGCGAGAAGCCGGAGUGCCCGCUGUGCCGCGCGCCCGUGGCGCUGCAGCAGCUGGUGGCGCUGUACCACACAAACUGCUGAGACACGUGACUUUUCAGGCGUGACAACUGGGGAUUCUAGCGCAACCGCGCGUGUAUGUGCUAGGAAAGCGCAAAGGGCAAAGGAGUUGUACGAUGUAUGGCAUGUGCGUGCCGCUGGUGUGCAAUGGGGAUGGUGCGGCAUGGUUGUGCAAGUGUUGUGCGAAUGGGACGAGAUGGGAUGCGCAGGCAGGGUGCCUGCUGCGGCGUAAGACACAGGUUGGCUUGGCAUGAUGAGGUGCGUACGGCGGCUUGGGCUUCUAUUUGGCUUGGUGGAGACGUUUGUUUGCCGGUGGCGGUGCGGGUGUGGUGCAGUGCGGACAGCGGAGGGCGGAGGAGUGGCGCAGCGGUGUGCGUGUGGUGGGUUGUCAAGAGGCGGUUGCGGUGGAGAAGGGCCUGCUCCAGUCCUCCAUGUUCAUUUCUGUGCGUAACGCAACCAAGAAUGAUAAGUGCCGCGCUGUCAUGUCUCGCGAUGGGACACAGCUGUCAAUCUGUCGUAAGCACAUGCUUAUAUCCGUAACCCGA